ACUCAUUAUUUUCAGGAACUGCAUACAUAUAAAAUAUAGUUAUAUACUAUGUGUAACAAGAGUUAUUGUAAGUCUAAUGGAAAAUCAUUGUGUCCUCAUAAUCAAGUGAUAAGUGAAAGCAACUCACAUAAGGAUUUGGAGAGUUUGGUUUAUGUUGAAAACCAAAAUAAUGUGAAAUCCAACACCUCUUUUCUUCAUGCUGUUAUCAAUAUGAUUGGAAUGCUUAUAGGUCUUGGACAAUUAUCAACUCCAUAUGCUUUAGAAAAUGGAGGCUGGAUCUCUUCAAUUCUACUUAUAGGGCUUGGAAUAAUAUGUGCUUAUACUUCCUAUCUUCUUGGAAAAUGCUUACAAAAAAAUCCUAAAUCAAAAGAUUAUAAAGACAUUGGCCAUCAAGCAUUUGGAACAAAAGGGAGAAUCAUAGUCACAUCUUUUAUAUACUUUGAAAUUUUCAUGGCUCUUAUUUCCUAUACAAUUUCUUUACACGACAACUUGUCCAUUGUGUUCAUAAACACAAAUUUAACAUUAAAAGGGAUUUUAAUUCACUUAUCUACUUCACAAAUAUUGACAAUAAUAGCCAUUCUUGUUGCUCUUCCUAGUCUUUGGCUUAGAAAUUUUUCUUCUAUUUCUUUUCUUUCAAGUGUGGGAAUUUUUUUGUCAUUUUUGAUAUUUGUGACAGUGGCACUUACUGCUAUUUUUGGUGGUAUAAAAGCUAAACAUGAAAUACCAAUUAUUCAUUUGCAAAAUAUUAGUUCAAUAUCUGGACUCUAUGUUUUUAGCUAUGGUGGUCAUAUUGUUUUUCCUAAUAUCUACACAGCUAUGAAAGACGCUUCAAAGUAUACCAAGGUAUCAAUUGUGAGCUUCUCAUUAGUGACAACACUAUAUGUAUCAUUAGCUUUCAUGGGAGCAAAACUCUUUGGUCCACAAGUGAGUUCACAAAUAACUCUAAGUAUGCCUCAUGACAAAAUCAUCACAAAAAUUGCAUUAUGGGCAACAAUACUCACACCAAUGACAAAAUAUGCAUUGGAAUUUGCACCAUUUGCUAUUGAGCUUGAAGAAAAUUUGCCAUCUUCAAUGAAAUCUAAAGUCAAGAUGAUGAUAAGAGGACUUGUUGGAUCAAUUUUGUUACUGGUAAUCUUGAUUUUGGCUCUUUGUGUGCCAUAUUUUGAACAUGUUCUUAGUCUCACUGGCUCAUUAGUUAGUGUUGGGAUAUGUCUCAUUUUCCCUUGUGCUUUUUACACUAAGAUUUUCUGGGGUGAAAUUUCGAAAAAGGGCUUGGUUCUUAAUGUUGUUCUCAUCAUUAUCGGUGUGUUUUUGGGAGUUGUUGGAACUGUUUCUUCUUCUAAGUUGCUGGUGAGAAGUCUAAAAAGGGCUCAUGAUUGACACAC
This is a messenger RNA of Capsicum annuum, 1385 nucleotides long. Its product is annotated as amino acid transporter AVT1H. The coding region runs from base 49 to 1380 and encodes 443 amino acids. NCBI's taxonomy places the organism in Eukaryota, Viridiplantae, Streptophyta, Magnoliopsida, Solanales, Solanaceae. Gene Ontology annotation, biological process: amino acid transmembrane transport. The transcript has 3 exons. Gene Ontology annotation, molecular function: amino acid transmembrane transporter activity. The record is from RefSeq and is a predicted model, not a curated record. Gene Ontology annotation, cellular component: vacuolar membrane.